Molecule: messenger RNA, 2262 nt
Organism: Prunus armeniaca (apricot)
Lineage: Eukaryota; Viridiplantae; Streptophyta; Magnoliopsida; Rosales; Rosaceae
Source: the annotation of a GenBank genome assembly
AUGGCCGAGGAGUUCUCCAAAGCCGUGGAUGACGGUCUCAAGCUCUCCAAACGAUUAUACUUUGGGAAGGAUCGAGCGGUGUCACCGCCGAAGCCGCCGCCGUCGAUGGACAAAACGACGUCGGGCGCCUUCCUCCCGACGGCACCGAUGGUUUACGCGGUCAUUUUUGACCCGGCCAUCGUCGACAACCCGGACAUCCCCAGCUACCAGCCUCACGUGCACGGCAGGUGCGACCCCGCCGCGCUCAUUCCUUUCCCGAUGAACCGGGUCGAGCUUGAGGUCGAUUGUUAUAUGGACACCGCCUUUGUUCGGGUCACCGGGUCGUGGAGGGUCCAUUGCGUCAAGGGUAACAAGAGCUGCGGUUGCCGCGUUGCCAUUCCUAUGGGUGAACAGGGUUCAAUUCUAGGUGUUGAGGUCGACGUAAAUGGUAAAUCGUACCAUACUCAACUAAGUCAAUUGGAAGAUGAAAAGGAGAUAGAGAAGAUGGCCCAAGCAGAGGGAGGCUUUCUCAAACUCAAACCACAUAUAUUUACAUUAACAACACCCCAGGUCAAUGGGGGAGCCAAUCUCUCAAUCAAAAUGAGCUGGUCUCAGAAAAUACUGUAUGAAAAUGGCGAUUUCUCUUUGAAUAUUCCAUUCACGUUUCCUGAAUUUGUGGUUCCCGCGGGAAAGAAAUACCUUAAAAAGGAAAAGAUCCACUUAAACGUGAACUCUGGUAUUGGAACUGAAGUUCUAUCCAAGAGAAUUAGUCAUCCUUUGAAGGAAUUACGGGGAGGCCAAGUAGGAAAAUUGGGUUUUGUAUAUGGGGCAGAUGUUCUCACUUGGUCAAACACUGACUUUAGCUUCUCAUAUGUGGUCUCUUCAAGUCAUAUACAUGGUGCUGUUCUCGUGCAGUCACCACCCAUGCAUGAUGUUGAUCAAAGAGAGAUUUUCUCUGUCUAUCUUCUACCAGGAAACCAGAAGAACAGAAAGGUUUUCAGAAAGGAUGUAGCUUUUGUUGUUGAUAUAAGUGGAAGUAUGAAGGGAAAGCCUCUUGAUGAUACUAAGAGUGUACUAUCUGCAGCCCUCUCUAAGCUUGAUCCAGAAGAUUCAUUCUGCAUUAUAGCUUUUAAUGGACAGACUUUUGUGUCAUCUACGUCAAUGAAAUCAGCUACCAAGGAGGCUGUUGAAAAGGCCAUUGAGUGGAUUGGCAUAAAUCUUAUUGCUGGUGGUGAUACAGAUAUUUUAACUCCACUUAACCAGGCAAUAGAGAUGCUAUCCAAUACUCGGGAUUCAAUUCCUAUCAUCUUCCUUGUUACCGAUGGGGCUGUUGAAGAUGAGAGACACAUUUGUGAUGUAAUGAAAAAGCGUCUUACAGAAGCAGGUUCUAUAGCUCCACGCAUUUGCACUUUUGGAAUAGGUUCAUUCUGCAACCAUUAUUUCCUGUGGAUGCUUGCAAUGAUUGGCAGGGGCCAUUAUGAUGCUGCGUACGAUGUAGAUUUUGUCGAGUCUCGGAUGCAGAACUUAUUUAUCAGAGCUUCAUCUCUGAUUCUUACAAAUAUAACCCUUGAGACAUUGGAUGAUCUUGACGAAGUUGAGGUGUUCCCUUCCCAUAUUCCAGAUCUCUCAUCUGAGAGUCCAUUAACUGUAUCUGGCAGAUUCCGAGGAAGUUUUCCCAACACGCUUAAAGCUAAAGGCCUCUCACUUGAUAUGUCUAGUAUUGUGAUCGAUUUGAAGUUACAAGAUGCAAAGGACAUACCUCUUGACAUGGUAUGUGCAAAAGGGCAGAUUGAGUUGCUGACUGCUCAGGCUUGGUUGGCAGAUAACAAACAGCUUGAGGACAAGGUAGCUAAAUUGAGCAUACAGUCCCAUGUUGUGAGUGAGUAUACGCGCAUGAUCAUAGUUGACAAAGAACAAUCUGGACCACAAGAGGCACCAAAGAAAAGCCGCAUUAAGAUGAAAGAUUCUGAAAGCCAGAGACCGAUAUUGCUACCAAGUCUGUCCAUUGGCUUUGGCAACUUAGUGGCGACUUCCGAGAACAUUCCUCCAGGAUCCGAAGAACCAAAACAGCCGGAAGCUGCUGAGAUUUUUGCCAGGGCAGCAUCAAAUUGCUGUGGCUCUAUGUGCACUCACUGCUGUUGCAUGGGCUGCAUCAAGUGUUUCUCCAGGAUAAAUCCUCAAUGUGCAAAUGUAUUUGCCCAGCUCUGCACUGGUCUAGCAUGUGCCGGCUGCCUCAAAUGCUGCUCCUUUUGCUGCCGUGGAUGCGGAGAUGGUGGAUCAUAA